AACUUCGGGGAGCAUUUCCGGCAACUUGCUCCCCGAAUAGUGGGCGCCGCAUCGGCGUUGAGCAGGCUCCUGCCCAACCUCGGGAGGCCGGGAGCCCCAUGCAGAAGGCUAUACGCCGGGGUGACCCGGAGUAUGGCCUUAUACGGGGCUCCCAUUUGGAGUGGGGCCUUAUCAGCGGCGACGAAGUCGCUGCUGAGGAGGCCCCAGAGGGUGGUCGCCCUGCGAAUGUGCAGGGCGUACAUGACGGUGGCCUGCGCUGCCGCAUGCGUCCUCGCCGGUACUCCGCCGUGGGACCUCGAAGCAGAGGUCCUGGCGGCGGUCCGCACCUACCGGCGGGGAAUGAGGGACCGAGGCGAGCGACCCGCUCCCCAAGAGGUGGAGCGCGAGCGCCGCCUCGCGGCGCAGCGCAUGCGGGACCGGUGGAAAGAGGGCUUGGCGGAUCCCCCCUAUGGCGCUCGUACCAUAGAGGCGAUCCGCCCUGUCCUCGUAGAGUGGGUAAACCGGUCCCACGGGCCACUGUCGUUCCACCUUGUGCAGGUGCUGACCGGGCACGGCUGCUUCGGUCACUACCUGCACAAGGUGGCGAGGAGGGAACCGUCCCCGUCGUGCCACGAGUGCGGCGCUGCGGAUGACACCGCGCAGCACACCCUAGAGCUUGCUCCCCGGGUGAAGGGCGCUCGCCUCGGGCCCUGGCUUCCUCCCUUGCGCGGUGCGUUUCCGCCAGCACCCCCGCCUCCAGCUCCCACGGCAUUGUGCCGGCGAGAACGCACGCCGCCGCCCAGGCUACCGUCCCCCGACGUUCGGCAGCAGACGGCCAAGUGCCGCUGCGGCGCCCACCACCCGGGGAGCAAGCUGUUUGAAAUGCUCCCGGAAGUUCCAGUGACGGUCCAGCACAAGCCCCAGAUAUUUAAUGUGGGCCUUGACCCGAACCGCCUCCGUCUCUAUGGCUAUGUGGGCGCCAGCAGGGAGCCGCCAUCCCCCACCCAGUCCACCAAACACUGUGGCCUCCGUCUUGCUCAGCGCCACCUUGAGCCCCAACAGUUCGAUGCGGUGGACAAUCAUGUCCGCCGCCACUGA
Messenger RNA from Hyposmocoma kahamanoa, 1077 nucleotides. RefSeq lists its product as uncharacterized. The annotation marks the transcript as partial. The record is from RefSeq and is a predicted model, not a curated record. The transcript is spliced from 3 exons. Lineage: Eukaryota; Metazoa; Arthropoda; Insecta; Lepidoptera; Cosmopterigidae.